GAGCUGGCUUGAGUGGUUCCCCUGCUGCUUUGAGUCUCGGACCAGGGUCCAGGCACACUCUGAAGAAGAAACUUGACAAGGAAACCCUUUGGUGUCAGUUGGAAAGGACUCCAAGGGACACCACAAUAACAACAACAACAGAGAGAGAGAGAGAGCUGGGGAAGAAGUUGGGCAGGUCACACUCUCUCAGCCACAGAGGGAGGCAAAGGCGAACCCCAUCUGAAGAAGAAACUUGCCAGGGAAACCCCAUGAUAGGGUCGCCUUAAGGUCUCCAUAAGGGAAGCAACUUGAAGGGACACAACAACAACAACAACAACAGAGAGGUGGAAAGAAGAUCCUCUCUUUCUCUCUCCCUUCCUGGGCUGUUGGUUUACCCAGUGGAUGGGGGACUGAUGGCCAAAGGAGGAAAACACCAGGGCAUCCCCACACCUGUCAGCUUGCCUGAGAAAGAAGAAAUGGCACAACAGCAGCAUCAGUGGUGUCCCCUUCCCUCGGUGUCCCCUGGGGGCCCUGCUGCUGCUGCCCCAUCUCCAUCGCCGCCCCCUGAAUACAUCCAUAGCCUCCCUGCCUGGGUCCUGGAGGACUUCUGUCAGAAAAUGGACUGCCUCAACGACUACGACUGGAUGCGCUUUGCAUCCAAUGUGAUAACUGACCAGACUGAGCUGAGGAAAAUAAAAUGCAUGGAAAAGGCAGGAAUCAGUAUAACAAGAGAGCUGAUGUGGUGGUGGGGAGUGAGGCUUGCAACUGUCCAACAGUUGCUGAACCUUCUGCAAGAACUGCAGCUCUAUCACGCAGCCCAGGUCAUUGCUUACGGGACAUCUCUCUCAUUUGCCCAUGAUUCUGUGAGGCCCUCUCAACAGUGGAAUUCAUCACUACAUCCAACUGGGAACAAACAGAAAAAGCUACCAAAUGAGCCAGAAGUACUACCACCACCAGAUUCAGAUCCUGUUUUAAAAGCAGAUGGAGGCAUUCGUCCUUUAUCUCCACCACCAAUUUCUGUGGACCUUCCCCAUUCCUUACGUUCAAAUGUAAAGCCCUGCAGUGCGUCUGUUUCUCAACAGGAAAACAUUCCUAAUUUUCCUAAAAGCGUCAGCCCAUUGUGGUCAUCAGGUGAAGUGGAAACUGCCACCAGUGGCUUCAGUGAGGAAAACCGAAUUAGUGAAGGCAUUUUUGCUAUCACCUACAAAGGUCGGAGAGACAGUACAACAUAUGUUGUUAAAAAGCUAAAAGAGAAUCAGACACAAAGAUUUUUUCACACAGAAGUACAGAUCUAUUUUCGGUGUUGUCACCCCAACAUACUACAGCUUCUAGGCUUCUGUGUAGAAAGUGUUUUUCACUGCCUGAUAUAUCCCUACAUGCCAAAUGGAUCACUAAUGGACAGGCUACAGUGUCAGGGAGGUUCUGAAUCAUUAUCAUGGGAGAAACGCAUCAAAAUCUCUUUGGGACUUAUUCAAGCCAUUCAACAUUUACACCAGUUAAGAGUUAUUCAUGGGAAUGUGAAAAGUUCCAAUGUUUUGCUGGAUGCAAAUUUUGCCCCUCAACUUGGGCAUUCUGGUCUCAGGUUGCACCCUGUGGAGAAAAAGUCUAAUCGUGCUAUGAUGAAAACCAAAGUCUUGCAAGCUUCUCUAGCUUAUUUCUCAGAAGAUUUUGUCAGGCAUGGGCAGCUAACAGAAAAAGUCGACAUAUUUGGUUGCGGAAUAGUUUUAGCAGAAAUAUUGACUGGCAUGAAGGCAAUGGAUGAAGACAGGCAUCCUGUUUUUUUGAAAGAUGCUCUCCUUGAAGAAAUAGAGGUGGCAAAAGAUCUGUCCUCUUCUCAGGAAAGAACAUUUGAAAGACUUGCUGCAAUGGAAAUGUGUCGCAAAUAUCAAGAUAAGCAAGCAGUUUGCUUGCCAGAAACAACCACUGUUUGUUUGGCUAUGGCUAUUUGUGUUUGCCUAAGAAAAAAGAAAGCUGAUCUGGCUGAGGUGAAUGAAAUUGUGAAAAUGGCAGAUCAUCAAAUACAGCAUCAGAAGAUGCUUCAGGGAAGCAGCUAUUUUGGACUGUCUGUCAAUAUCCCAGAAGAAACGAAUGAUGAGCCAGCUAGUCCCUUCACUGAUAGCUUCUCCAGCAAUCUCAAUUAUAAAAGUAAUGUGAAUUCAGCAUCCCUGAAUUGUAAAUAUUUGUUACCACCUUUGACAAGAGCUGUGCCUCCUGAAACAUAUUCUGGGCAGCUGUUACGAGUCCCUUGUGAGUCAGAUGAAUCAAGUAACUUUUCUUGGGAUCCUCUGAAGGAUGCUGGCUGCCAGAUACAAAGCAACAGCCAUCAAGAUUUAGAAAACAUUUCCUUGGCUACGCCUCUGACAAAAGAUCUAGAUUAUAGCAAUGACUUUACAGCAGAAAAUAUGGACUUCGACAGAAGUAUGAAGCCUCAAGAAGCAAGAGCUUCUUCAAACAAAAUUACUCCACCAAACAGAGAAAACACUGCUGCUGACUUUUCUUCACAAGCAGAAGCAAACGAAAUAAAGAUCAAUCAAUCAAAGAAGAAAUUGAUGGAGAAGAUUGUAUUAUAUGAAGAAAAGAAGAUAAACAGUUAUGACCUCUUCAAAUCUUCAGUCUAAUGAAGUCAUCUUCAGUGGAAUUUUCCAAAGAUUAAGCUAUGUUCGCUGCAGCAACUAAAACAAAGUCAAUUAUGCUGGAUUUAUAUGACUGAAAAAUAUCUUAAUGUUAUGAGUUGGGAGCAUUCUUCUGAUGUGACUAGAAUCAAAAGAACUCUUCGCCACUUUAUAGGUGAGAAUUAGAUAUCUUUUAGUAGACACCCUGCUUGAAACUGCUACCAAUUUCUUUCUCUCCGUCUCAGCGGUGCUACAGGAUCUCUUUGUAUACAUCUGGGAUGUCUCUCAAAAUCUACAAGCAGACAUGAACAUUUGAGCACAGUUACAAUGUACUGUAUUAGGCAUCUGGCAUAAUAAGCUUUUGUCAGAAGAAUACCUAUGCUAGAAAACAACUGUAAUACAUACUCAUUAUUGUGGACUCAUUUUCCAAGUGUGGAAGCUAUUGUAACCAACACAGUACCAUCUGGUCUCAAAAAGAAGGCAUCAGCACACUUCCAAGGUCCAAUUGUUCUUAGAAGAAAAAGAUACAAUGCAGCAAAGGACCACUGCUAGUCAAGCCUGAGUUAUGCUGCAUGGACAGAGAAUACUGACUGGUUGUUGGGGUGGGGGGUGGGGAAUGAAAAAACUAUUAUUUUUGUGCAUUGAGUAUUCUGGAAAGAGUUAUGAACAGAAACUCUCCAUAGAAUAAACAUUUGCUGCAAGUCCCAUGUGAUAAAACCAAACAGCCCCAACUGGAUGGUUGUAAAUCCCAUAACAUUCUAGAAAGCACACUAGAGAGAGAGAUGUUCACAUAAGAAGAGCCCAACCCUUGUCUUUACAAAGGUUGAUUAGAGGUAUGUCCCUUACAUCUUCUGAAUUUGUAUUGUUUACAGCAGUGAUUCUCAACCUGUGGGUCGGGACCCCUUUGGGGGUCGAAUGACCCUCUCAUGGGGGUUGCCUAAGACCAUUGGAAAACACCUAUUUAAUUACAGUUAUAAAGUAGCAAUGGAAAUAAUUUAAUGGGUUUGGGUCACCACAACAUGAGGAACAGUUUUAAAGGGUCGCGGCAUCAGGAAGGUUGGGAACCACUGGUUUACAGUAUUGUGACACACCAGAUAUGAACUGACAUGGCAAAUGCUACAGGAUUACUGAUCCAGCAGGAUACAGGGAAACAGGUUUUCACACUGAGAUAGUACUUCCUAAUAUAUCCAUGCCUUUGCAAAAUUAUAUUACAAAAUUAAGCUAUCCUCUCACUUUGCAUCAGUGCAGUUUCAAGGCUGAGAAUUGUGUGGCCCUGCAGAUGUAAUUAAACUGCAGUUCAGAGUUGCUUAUAACUGGCUAUGCUGGCCAGGGUUACAGGGAGUUGCAAUCCAACAAUAUCUGAUGGGAACACAGUUCUCACCCCCAUUUUGGAUGCUGUGGCUUCAUCCAGCUCUUGGUACUGAUCUGGUUUGGGAAGUAGGAAACUGAAUGUUUCAUUUCACUGCCUCAGUAACAAGUACAGCUAAGAUUUUAAACUGUAACAGAAGGAAACACACACACACCCCAUUUUCAGACUGAGAAUAUGUCCAAUUAAUGGGAAGUAGGGACAGUCAACAGCAGGCAGCUGGUUCUCCAUUCUGGUCAUAUGGCUGGCCAUUGUUGAAAUAGAUUCUUGGACUGAUCCUUCAGGAUUAUUCUUCUUUUUGUGUCUCUCCACUAAGGCAGGAAUAUAACAUACUGAUCAGGGUCUGGCUAUAGAGUGGUUUGGAAGAAAUGUUAAGAGAAAACUUGAAUAAAUAGUCCUGCCUACUUUUUUUAAAAAUGCAUCAUUGUCUAAUUUACAGAACAUUGUUCCAACAUUAUAUGGCCAUUCCCUUUUCUAAUAUGAAAGACUGUUUAGGUGUGCUUUGCUUCAGUAUGAAAACAGCUCAAACUCCAUAUUCAUAUUUGGGCAACAUUUAUUCAAAAUAGUGAACACAGAACAGAUGUUUUGCUAUCCAUCUGGGCAAACAGAACUUGAAAACAAUGAUUGAUAUAAAUGUUAAAUGGUUUAGGUUUGGCAAAGUAGAAUAUCUGUUUCUUGAUCAUCUGGUUUUUGUGUUUCUUUGGCACAGAAUUCAGAAUAAAAUUAUUAGCAAUGCAUUCCUGUGCAUGUUUACUCAAAAUUAAGGCCUGUUAAGACUAAUGGAGCAUAUUCCCACAUAAAUGGGAUUAUUGUCUAAAUCAGCCCAAGAGAUCAGUGGAUAGUGAAACAAAAUUUGAUCCUAUGCAGGAGGCAGCAUUCCAAAGCCUUAAAUAUACCUAAAGAUCUCAGCUAUGAAAGAACAAAUGGAGAGACAGGAAGUGAGGGAUCAGUCCAGAAGCUGGCAGAGGAAAAUCAACGAAGUGGGAUGGCAGCAGCUAGUGUUUCUUUCAGGCCAGACAUUCGAGACAGCUCUGACAAACGGAUCUGGUACUUCACUUGCUUGUGUUCUCCAGAGAAUCAGCAUUAAUUAAUUCAUAAUUGUUGGAUGUGUCAGAGGAAUGGGGGCAUAUGCAACAUACAUAUUGUAUUGGUUUUUCUUUCUUUUCUAGUAACCUGACCUUACCAGAUAAAAUACACUUAUUUAUUCACUAGCAACAAAGUUCUUUACAAAGUAAAAUAAUAUAUUUAUGUUGGAAAUAUUUUAUAGCAUAUUUUGUAGUUUAUGGUUCUUAUAAGUAAUGAUUCCUAAAAGACUUGUAAAUCUGAAUUUUGAUACAUAUUGACAUUCUUUGCAUUCACUGUACUUUCUUCUCUUAUUAAUUUCACUUACUGGAAUUUUUAUUUUAAAAAUGCAAGUGUUCAGUACAGUCUUAUAGAUAUGUACUCAAGAAGUAAUCCCCUUAAAUCCAACAGGAUUUAUGCCCAGGUGAGUGUGCAUAGGUUUACACCCUGAAUCAUCAAAACAAUAAUAGAAGACUAUGCACUGCUAUAUAUUUUCCUUCAUUCUCCAUAACCCUGUGCUGUAGUGUAUAUUACAGAGUCUUUGCUUCAAAUGCAUAGAUUAACUAUACGUUUAAAAUAAAGUAUUGGAACUGUUCUGUGAAUGCAGUCCAUAAUUGUCUACUA
Molecule: messenger RNA, 5643 nt
Organism: Sceloporus undulatus (fence lizard)
Lineage: Eukaryota; Metazoa; Chordata; Lepidosauria; Squamata; Phrynosomatidae
Gene: IRAK2
Product: interleukin 1 receptor associated kinase 2
Exons: 13
Coding region: 393-2597 (734 amino acids)
Biological process (GO): signal transduction; protein phosphorylation
Cellular component (GO): plasma membrane
Molecular function (GO): protein kinase activity; ATP binding; protein binding
Source: RefSeq, a predicted model, not a curated record